CGCUGAAGCGCAAUGCCUGGUUUUACUGUCCAUAUCCGAGAUGAGUGGCUGGCGGUGCCCUGCCGGGAUACCACGAACACCAUCCGGUGGCUCGGACACGAGGCGCUUAAACGCUACAUGAAGAACAAGCCAGACAACGGCGGCAUCACGGCUCUGAAGGACACUCGUUUUGUUGUGCGCAGGUGCCAGGGUUUGGGUUUGUUGGACGCGGAUGACACCAUCGAGGAUGUACUGGAGGACAAUGACUUUGUCGAGCUUGCUAUUGAAGGGGACACCAUGUCUCCUGACUUCAUCCCGUAUGAGCCUGGAGUUUCUCAUCUUACAGCAUUGUACAAAGAACCCAGAGAGUAUAUUUCCUUGGAUGGAAACAGCUUGACAUCGACAGAUCUGGUCAACUUAGGAAGAGGACUCUACAAGAUAAAGCUGACUUUGGAUGCAGAAAACAACGUUGUGCAAGCUAGACAGCUUUUGGACACUAUUGUCAAAGAAAACAAAGUUGUCUAUGGAAUCACAACAGGUUUUGGCAAAUUUGCCCGAACAGUUAUUCCUGUCAGCAAGCUCAAGGAGCUGCAGGAGAACUUGGUGCGGUCACACUCGGCAGGUGUGGGAAACCCGCUGAGCCCAGAAAGGACCCGCAUGCUUCUUGCUCUGAGGAUCAAUGUUCUGGCCAAAGGGUACAGCGGAAUUUCUCUGGAAACCCUUCAUGCCAUGAUCCAAGCCUUCAACGCUUCCUGCCUCUCCUAUGUCCCAGAGAAGGGAAGCGUUGGUGCAAGUGGAGACCUCGCACCCCUUUCUCACCUGGCCCUGGGGCUGAUGGGAGAGGGGAAAAUGUGGUCUCCCAAGAGCGGAUGGGCAGAUGCCAAAUAUGUCCUGGAGGCCCAUGGACUGAAGCCAAUAUCACUAAGGCCUAAAGAGGGUCUUGCUUUGAUCAACGGGACCCAAAUGAUCACCUCUCUGGGGGCCGAGGCCGUGGAGCGAGCCCAGGCGAUUGCUCGGCAGGCAGACAUCAUUGCUGCUCUGACCCUAGAGGUGCUAAAGGGAACCACCAAGGCCUUUGACAGUGACAUUCAUAGGCUGCGGCCCCACCCCGGACAGAUCGAGGUGGCCCAACGCUUCCGCUCGCUGCUGGACUCUGAUCACCAUCCAUCCGAGCUUGCAGAGAGCCACCGGUUUUGUGACAGAGUCCAGGAUGCCUACACCAUGCGAUGCUGUCCUCAGGUUCAUGGAAUCACCAAUGACACAAUAACAUUUGUCCUGAACAUCAUCAAUACAGAAAUCAACAGCGCCACUGACAAUCCUAUGGUAUUUGCAGAAAGAGGAGAGACCAUUUCAGGUGGGAAUUUCCAUGGUGAAUACCCAGCUAAGGCUCUGGACUUUUUAGCCAUUGCGGUCCACGAGCUGGCCUCCAUCAGCGAGAGGAGGAUCGAAAGGUUGUGUAACCCGUCACUGAGUGAGCUGCCGGCCUUCCUCGUCAAUGAGGGAGGACUCAACUCAGGCUUCAUGAUUGCUCAUUGCACCGCUGCUGCCUUGGUUUCAGAGAAUAAAGUUUUGUGUCAUCCAUCGUCUGUGGACUCCUUGUCCACCAGUGCUGCCACUGAGGACCAUGUGUCCAUGGGAGGCUGGGCAGCUAGGAAGGCCCUGAGGGUUGUGGAGCAUGUGGAGCAAGUUCUUGCUAUAGAGCUGCUGGCAGCCUGUCAGGGUAUCGAGUUCCUCCGUCCACUUCGUACCACCACUCCAUUGGAGAAGGUCUAUGAACUUGUGCGCAGUGUGGUCAAGCCAUGGAUUAAAGACAGAUUCAUGUCUCCGGACAUUGAAGCUGUUCACCGUCUUCUACUCGACCAGAAGGUGUGGAAUGUGGCCAAACCUUACAUCGACAAGUAUCAGACAGAGUUCAUCCCCGAGUCCCGUCCCGUGUCUCCUACUGCCUUCUCUCUGGACUCAGCAUCCCAGCGGAAACGUGUUCGCCAUGAGUGAAAACACGGACGACUUUUGUUAUUUUGAAAUAAGCGUCAAUUAUUGACAAAGAUCAAAGAUUGAUUUGAGGAGCCAAUGUUGUUUUGACCCUUUUAAACUAAACUCUUACUUGAUUUCUAACAUUUGUAAUCCUUGAGCAUAUCUUGGUAAUUUAAUAAUUGGGUAUUUCUCUAGUAAUUAUUGGGUGUUUAUCUUGCAUAUAGCUUGACCUACACCACUGUGCACUAGAGUUGUAUUUAUCUAAACUUUUGUUGUUCCUUUAAAAUGUGCCUAAUUGAGUUAUUGCCACAUGACUACCUCAUUCAUUGCACCAUGUUCAUAUCAAAUAGUUUUAAUGGUGUAGCACAAACGCUGCUAUGAUUAAAUGCUUUUUUUUCUGGUGGAAUUACAGGUAAUCUGAAAUGAUUGUCAUCUGUACAUUUCUGUUAGACAACACAAAAUAAAAGUUCAAAAAGCUGCAUUCUUUAAUGGUUUGUAUGAUUAUGUAAUUCCUCCUUUCUGCAUACUAUUAUUUAUUGUUU
This is a messenger RNA of Anarrhichthys ocellatus (wolf-eel), 2495 nucleotides long. It is a transcript of the gene hal, whose product is annotated as histidine ammonia-lyase. Lineage: Eukaryota; Metazoa; Chordata; Actinopteri; Perciformes; Anarhichadidae. The record is from RefSeq and is a predicted model, not a curated record. Bases 13 to 1974 code for a protein of 653 amino acids. The transcript has 20 exons. Gene Ontology annotation, biological process: L-histidine catabolic process. Gene Ontology annotation, cellular component: cytoplasm. Gene Ontology annotation, molecular function: histidine ammonia-lyase activity.